AUGUCUCAAGACAAAUCUGAAGUAACAAUUUUAUAUAAUGGAAGAGAUACAAAAUUUAAUUUAAAUGGUGAAAAAGUGAACUUUUUAUACUUUGAUGGAGCAGUAGUAAAUAAAGAAUAUUCACUUUCAUUAGAAUUAUUUACACAAGGAAAUUUUGAAUGGAAAGAAAAAGUAGUGGUAGUAGGAGUGGACAUGUCAUCUGACGAAUAUCAAUUAUAUUUUGAUAAAUCCGAUUUUGUAUUUGACGGGUUUAAUUCAGAAUUAAAUGAAAACAAUUCACUAAGUAUUAUAGAAAAAGGAAAAACUAUAAAAUAUUUAUUUACUUCUUUAUUGGGAAUUAAUGAAAAGAGUUAUAACAGAGAUAUUUCUCACUUAUUUAAUGAAAAAGAAAAAUUAUUUAGACGUGAAGAAGAAGAAACAAAAAAAUUACUUAUGUCAACUUUUUGUAAUGCUUCUCCUGAACAAAGAGGAAAAUAUUUAAAUGAAUUUAUUGAACGAAUUGAAAAACAAUUAAAUGGGAAAUUGUGUUGUUAUGUUCAGUCUCAAAAAAAUCAAAUAGAAUUAAUUAAGAAAAUUAAGAAAGAUUCUAUUGAUAUGUUAAUUAAAAAAGAAAAAAAUGAAUCAUUAGAUGAUAUUAAAAUUGAUGGAACUCUUAACGAUUACUUUACUCAAUUACUUAAUCUUCAUCUUCAGUAUGAACGUGGAACUCGAUCAUUAUGGAUUUGGAGAAAUUGUAAAAGUUAUUUAUUUGAUGAUUUUAAAGAUAUUUUAUCAUUACCAAAAACACAUCAAGAAGAUUUGAUUAAUGAUAAAGGAAAAUUAAAAACUCAAGAAUUUUCAUUUAAUUUUAAAGUAUUAAAACCAUCUACUGAAAUUAAAAUGAAAUUAUAUUUUAAUUAUUUUGAAGAAGGAAAAUUAAAUAAAGUUGAAUUUAAACAACUUACAUUAAAUAUUAUAUGUAAUUCAUCAUGUUUAAUUGACUCUAGUUUCUUAGGAAAAAUUGAUGAACAAUCUGGACUUGUUAGUUUAAAAGUUAAAAAUUCGGAGACAUAUAAAGUCAUUACUUUUGAUAAGAAAGAUUCUAUGAUUUAUCAAGACAAAAUAAUUACACCACUAUUUCUUGACAACAUCAAUCAAAAAUAUUUCUCAAAGUAUUAUGGUAGAAGUGAUGAAAACACUCGUUCAUCUUUCCUUUUUACUACAGAACCUACUUUAUUUGAUUUCUUUAAUACUCGAGAUAGAAGAUUACCUCUUAUCGACAUUAUUAGUUUUACUCUUAAUAUUUGUAAAGCAAUCCAAAUAUUACAUACUCGUGAAUUUGUUCAUAAUCAUUUAAAUGAAAAAACAAUAUUAGUUGAAAAGAAUGGUAAACAUAUUAAUUUAAAGCUAGGCAAUUUACAACAAAUUUAUACUGUCAAUUCUUCGGUAUCUUUAUUCAAUGAACAAGCUGAAAAAUCAUCAUUUAGCUCUCCAGAAUAUCUUAAUUCUGAAUUAGUAACAUAUUGUAAUGAUGUAUUUUCUAUUGGAGUAUUAAUGGUUUAUUUACUUCAAUUUGAUGGUAAUAGAUCUCAUCUUAAUGUGAAUAAUACAAUCCAACAAAUUAUUCAGACUAAAGAUGAAGAAAAAGUAAAUUAUAUUAAAGACCAAAAAUUUAAAUGUCCAAUAGAAUUUUGUGAGUGUAUUGCAAACUGCUUAUUACCAAAAGAAAAAAGAUUAUUACUUGAAGAACCAAAUAACCCCAAAUCAUUAAUUCCAACUCUUGAACGAAUGAAAUUAAAAUAUUUAUUAUGA
Molecule: messenger RNA, 1791 nt
Organism: Entamoeba dispar SAW760
Lineage: Eukaryota; Evosea; Mastigamoebida; Endamoebidae
Exons: 1
Coding region: 1-1791 (596 amino acids)
Biological process (GO): protein phosphorylation
Cellular component (GO): cytoplasm
Molecular function (GO): ATP binding; protein serine/threonine kinase activity
Source: RefSeq, a predicted model, not a curated record